GCUGGCUGGAGAGAGCCGUGGGUUUGUGACGCACCGGUGACCAUUGAGCUGCGCGAGGUGCUCAGGAUCAGUUCAGUUCAGUUCAGCGCGGAAACACCGGAGAGCGAGAAGUACGGUAGUAAUGUUGGGCUCAGAGGACCACGGAGAGACUCGCAAACGAAACGGUGCCGGAAUGAAGCGUCCGUUGAGUCCUGUUGAAGACGGGUCGCUGAGUGAACAGACUGGGCAUGAGGGCGUGUCCUCUGAAGGGGUGGAGUUUACAAGACAGGACGCCCCACUGAUAAACUUUCGUCCGAAGCGGGAGCGCAAACACAGGUCGUACACACUCUGUGAAGUGUGCAACAUUCAGCUGAACUCCGCAGCACAAGCACAGAUACACUACAAUGGCAAAACACACCAGAAAAGACUCAAACACAUAAACAACAGCAACACAGGUACGGCUGCUCAGGGGAGCCCCCUGCUGGCCUCAUUACCGAUGCAGGGUCGCCCGCUGCAGACCCCUCUGGACCUGAAACACUUCCUGCCCUUCCGGCUCAGUGGCUCCUCCCCCCUCAGCCUGUUCCCCAACUUCAACGCUAUGGACCCGGUGCAGAAGGCUGUGAUAAACCAUACGUUUGGUGUUCCUCAGUCCCUGAAGAAAAAACAGGUCAUCUCAUGCAAUAUCUGCCACCUGCGCUUCAACUCCACGAAUCAGGCUGAAGCUCAUUAUAAAGGCCAUAAACAUGCUCGUAAGCUGAAAGCAUUAGAGGCUCAGAAGAACAAACAGCAGAGACGACAACUCGACAACGCACAUCACAACCGAGACAGGGAGAAGGACCGAGAGAGGGACAGGGAGAGAGACAGCAUCAGAGUGAAAACAAGUGCUCCAGAUCCACUUCCUGCCCUGCUGAGUAACACUGCCAUGGAGGAAACUUCUGCCUGUGACUCAGAUCCUGUCGUGAGGGUGGAUGAUGCUAACUCUAGUUCGGUGGUCCUGACACCUAUAUCGGAGGUGUCGUCUGCGGACCUGUCUGUCUCCUCCCCUCACUUCCAGAACCCGGAUGGUCUGCUGGAACCCACCGGUGCCCCCAGCGAGACAGCCGCUCAGCAGGACAACCCUACAGGGGACACACCGGCAGAGAAAGACCCCAAAAAGACCAAACAACAUCUGCAUUGCCCCAUCUGCAAAGUCACAGUCAACUCCACCACUCAGAUGGAUGCUCACAAUAGUGGAACCAAGCAUAAACUAAUGAUGGAAGGACAGAGUGUUUUACCACGACGACGAGGAAAGGCAAUGUCAUCCCGCCCCUCAUGUAAAAGCAAGCGAUUGGCCAGUAAGGGGAGUGUGGGCGUGGCCAGCAAGAGCUUCUACUGUGAAGUUUGCGAGAUCCAUGUUAAUUCUGAGACUCAACUUAGCCAGCACAUGAACAGCCGAAGGCAUAAGGAUAGACUGGCUGGGAAGCCCCCGAAGCCCAAGUUCAACCCUCACGCCAAGAGCCAGCCUACCUCAGCAGCAUCGCAGGGUGUCAGAUGGAACAGUUAUGCGGGUGGCGCAGUGUCUGCUAUGAAGAAAGUUAUCAACCAAUGCAAUCUGUCCUCUCUGUCCUCACAGACUAAACUGGUUCUACAGAAGCAAUUGACAAAAAAUCUGACCGCCAGCUUCCUUCACACACCCUUAACUCCACCCACCCUCUGCACAGUCGCAGCCAAUCCUCUUGCGCUGCGACACCCGCCGGGCACCACUUUCAUUCAGACGCCGAUCCUCGGCCCUGCCCUCUUUAGGCCAGCGCCAGGACCUCUGAGAGCAACACACACUCCCAUCAUAUUUUCCCCUUAUUGAUCACCUCGAAACAAAACAAACACGCUCUUACAACAAGGCCGCACAUUCACGUGAUUUAGUCUUACGAUCCGUUCUCAGUACUGACGGUCUCUGUGCAAACUUCGUCCGUGCUCCCGCUCUCUCCAAGCUGUAUACACUUAAGUACAGUAUAUAAACACAAACACACACUCCCAUAGUGUUCCCUAUCCUCCUCAAAAACUGUGACUCUGAGAGGGUCACUCUUGAACUAUGCAGCAAAGGGAGAGAGAGUGUGUCAGAGAGAUAGAGAUAAGACCAUAUUUGGGAAUAUGGGCGGGGCCUCAUUGCGAACACCAGCCCACUAUGCAGAUGAACGCUUGAUUGACAGGACAAGACUGAUAAAGGAGUGAAAGAGCUAUAAGAAGGAUAUUUAGCUUUGCUUUAUGAGAUAUUUAUCAUUAUACAGAUAUUAAUCAGGUUUAUAUUCUAUAAUUUAUUAGAGGAAAGCCAAUUUUAGAGACCUAUAACUGCGCUAGCUGUUCGUUUAGUGAGGAAAUGCAAACAUCCCUUUACUUGAUGCUUUUUUUAAAGUAUUUUCAAUUGUUAUUAGUCUGUUCUCAUGUCGUUCCACAUGGAUAUGUUGCCGUCGGUCUGUGUAUUUGCAAACAUUUCGAGUAACCUCAUCUGAACGGCUUUUGUUACAAACACAAACCUCAUUGGUCUCUCAGUUUACGGAUGCUAAGGCUUUCUGUCAUGGGUAAUCACAGAAUAACACAGUGCCAGUCUAAUAUACGAAGGUGACAAUUUGGUAGCAAGGCAACACACACACACACACACACACACACACACUCGCUCCCAAUCAGUGUCGUAAUUUUCUCAGUGUUGAUGCAUAGAUUAGAUGAUUUGAGAUUGCAGAUGCACACACACAAACACACAAAACCUCAGAUGAGAUGAUUACGGUUCAGUCACAGUUUGACGUGGCCUUUUAUGUCCGCAUAUUUUGUUCUCAGUAUUCUCUCAUUACGGCCUCACAAAGGUCAGUGUGCCUGUCAAAAAUCUGUCCACGUCCCAUCUUGAUUAAGAUCUAAACCCUCACCAUGUUCUUUGCUUUUGUGUGAGUGUGUGUGUGUGUGUUUGAUCCAAAACCUGUCAUGAGUUCAUUACUCUCAAUUUUAUUCAGAAUAACAUUUUCGAUUUUCGAAGCAUCAUUGAUUUAUUUGCACAGAGGAGCCAUUGCCAAAACAUAAUGGCCAUAAUGGCGGUUACUGAAUAUACAUCAGUACUGUUGAAAGGAGUAUUUUAAGAUUAUGCUUGAAAUGCAACGUAUUGAAUUUCAGAUAUAUUAAACUCACCCGCUACAAGUAUACAAGCGUUCCUGUCAGCCUGAACAAAGUCACAUCGCUUUGCCCCAGAUCAGUGUCAACUGAUGGUUUUGGAUGGAGUAAUAAGACUGAUCAUCUGACUUCAGACCUGUAGAAUUAGAUGUUGCUGUUGAGUCUAUGUAGUACCAUUUUUCAUCUGUCUAAUUUUUUUUUAAAUGUGCCCUAGCAUACAAAGCUUUUUGUAAAUAUUUUAUGAAUACAGCUUUUAAAAGUGAAUCAUUAACAUUUAUAAUAUAUACAAUUAGAGUAAAUAUGUAGAAUUUUAUGAGAUGUUUAAUGUAGAUUCUUUAUCUGGUUAUUGUAAUUAAUGUGAUAAUAAGAACGAGCUCUACUUGAAGUUAUUACUUUUUGUCACCAUUUCUGCAGAGACAUGCAUACUGAAAUAAGGAGAUAAUCUAAUACGAAGUAGAUAAGAUUAUGUAGUUUUUACGUCAAAAAUUGUUAAUCAAAGCGCUUGCGAGAGAAAGAAGGCGACAGAAAUAUAAGAAAUACUGCUAAAAACGGGCCGAGACUCAGACACCCAGACUAGGCCUCAGAGCCUGGAGUCACGGGUGAGUCUCAAGCCCACUCAGGGCUCUUGCUUUUCAGAGGAUGGUUUGCCCUUGAGGGAUUGAAGCCUGGGGCCUUGAACAGAGCAAACUAACAACAGCCAUAUUGACACUUCAAGAGGCACAACAUGGACAAAUUCUGCUUUUUUUCUGAGGACACUUUAGAUCAAGGACUUUGCUUGGACUCCAUGAAUCAAAUCUCUUAUUUGUGUGUGCGUGUGUGUUUUGAUAACUCCUGAACGUCAAACUGAUCUCCAUAAGGUCCAAGGAAGGACAAAUAGUGAAUGAGAAAUAACAUUAGUCCAUCAUUGGAUACCUUCAUGCUUUCUUGAGGCACAAGAAGACGUAACGCACCAUUCCUAGUUGUGUCGUCCUCAUGAGGUCCAUACAGGAGAUAUGGCUGGUUAUGAUACUGUGAUGGUCUCUGGUAGGUGGAUGAUUUCACAAGUUGUCUAAAAGUAACAGUUCCAAAAUAUCUUUUAAGGUUGUUUGUUGGGAUUUUAUGUUGCUUUUUCAGUUCAGUGAAAUUCAAUCUUUAAGCAAUAAUGACGGAACCUUUUUAAGAAAACUGAAGAUUACUAUGUUUCUUUCUCUCUCUCUCUCUCUAUCUUUAGUGUACAUGUUUCUUCCCUCAUUCUCUUAAUGUUGUGAGUGCUCUUGAUGUAGUGUGCACAGUGUUCCUAUUGCCAAUCUGGAGGACAUUGGAAAGCUUAAUAUGACAUUUAUCCCCUUUUAUUUUACACUGAUGGAAUCUUUUUGUCACGGGACAGUCAUGGAAACAUCCGUUGACAAGACAGUGAAUGGCAUUUCCCAUUUCUUCCAUGUUGGUUCAGGGCUAAUUUGACUAUUUGACUCAAACUCCCUUUUACUUCCAGCACUAUUUUGCCUGACUUGUGCCAAAAUAUAUACUCAUUAAUGCCAAAAUGCCAAAUUUAAGGAUUUGUUUUUUUAACAACAAUCAAGUAGACUGCACAUACAACCUACAAGAGUGAAACUCUUAUAAGAUCAAAAAGCACAAAAAAACGUUUCUCCCAUGAAUGUGUUGGAAAUCAUGGAGCCUCCUGUGAAAAUGUGCAUGUGUGCGUGUAAACUGAAAAAAAAAAAAAAGUGAAUUAUGUCCAAUCCAACUAGAUGUUUCUUAAGCAUGAACAAAGAUGAGAAGCUUUCAAUAUCGCUUAAAAGGGACAUGGCCAGUAUUGCGUAAUUUAAAUAAUGACAGACAUUAUAUGUUAUUUGUUCUUUGUGCUCAAUACAUUUCUGUCUGUGACUGAUCUCACAUUGAUCUGAACUGUCAGCUGACACAAAGGAAAACGUAUUUUCAUAGGAUUUUUCGUCUUGGUUUUCUGACUCAUUUGCUCUUUCUCUGUACAGGGUGUGUAUGAAUGCGUGAAAACGAAAUAAAGUAGAGAGAGAGAAAUAAAUCGAUUAGACUUCCACCCCAGUGCUCUGGCUGUUCUUUUGGGGGUUUAUAGGACUCCUGGUUAUUGACUAGAGGAUGACAGCUUGUCAUGGUGUCUUGCUUUAUAAUGACAAACUUGUCGAAACUUCCCAGUUCGAUGUAAACCCAGCAAAACUAGGCAAAAAAAAAACAGUCUACCAACUGGUAUCCACGAUAAUACACACAGGCACUCUUUCUCAUUCCAAUCGUUCACCUCAACAAGUGUGCGCCAUCUUGUGUUUACGAUGAGAACGGCAAGAAUAUGAAAGGGAGACAGAUUUUCAAGUUUUACAAACUGGUAGUUUGGUAGUUUAGAAUAAUAGUAGUAGUAGUAUAUCUCCAUUGUUAUUAAUUACAAUUUUUUUAAUUAUAUAAAAAACGAUUUUUACAAAUGUGGCAAAAAAAAAAAAAUAUAUUACUAAUAAAAGUGAAAAUAUUCGCCUUCUAUUAAAAUUAAUUUGUCAGCACAAAGGCACGCCAGGCAGGUGCCUCAAGAGGAACUUUGAACGUUUUUAGAACUUUGGCGAGGUUCGUUUAAAGUUAUCAACAAACAUUUCUCCAGUAACAUUAAUAGUGUGUUCGUUCAAAGGUUUUUUUCUUUUUCUUUAUUAUUGUUCUCUAAUCGUCAGCACAAAAAUUAUAUUUUUGAUUUUUUUUCCCCCCCGAAAUUUUUUUGUUUGUUUAACGUUAUGUAUGUAGCCUAUGUUAUGUGCUUGUUUCAGAAUGUUCAGGAAACAUUUAAAAGUUUGCAAAAUGAUAAAAUAGAAUGUCCCCUUAACGAUCGCAUAACCAAGAAAAAGCGUUCAGAGAAUUUUCAGAAAUAAUGCUUCAUAACUUAAUAGAAAUGUUAGCAAAAUGUUCUUAGAACGUAUUGUGUUAACGGGAACUAUGUAUUAUUUGCACCAUGCUUUGAUUCACUAAAUACACUUAUUCGUACAAAAGUAUAUUAUAUUUUAUUAUUGAAAGUCAAUAAUUAAUUGUUUAUUUUACUCAUCUUGCAAGCAGGCUUCUUUUUGCUCGGUUUAUGGGGCGUCAGCCCGUUCUGCAGAUCACUGGAUGUAAACAUGCAGCUCAUGAAGUUGCCAGACCCUUUUAGAGAGUGCAUUUUUGAAACUAUAUGUUGUGUGAAGUUUGCAAUGUGUGUAGCGUAUUGUGUAACAGUUUACAGUAAAGUAAAUUUGCAUAAUGUGAAGCAUUUGAUCUGUGAUCUGUAAACACUAUUGAUGCACACUGAUGCAAGCCUCAAGAAAUGAAGGGUAGCUUGAAGCAAACAUUAACUUUAGACAUUGUUCCAGACACACACACACACACACUCUCUCUCUCUCUCUCCCUGGCAGAAGUGGAGAGCCCUCUAUUAUAAGGUCACUGCCGAUCUAGCCAUGAACUAAAUGAAAUAUCUACUCUGUAAAAAGAUAGAUAAAGGGCAAAUAAAACCAAUUCUCCCGUUUACUCCCCCUGAAGAGAGACUGCAGAUAUGUCGGGCUCAUUCAGAUGGAAGAUGGCUGCUGUGCUGUUAAACAGACA
Molecule: messenger RNA, 6669 nt
Organism: Onychostoma macrolepis
Lineage: Eukaryota; Metazoa; Chordata; Actinopteri; Cypriniformes; Cyprinidae
Gene: znf385c
Product: zinc finger protein 385C
Exons: 10
Coding region: 122-1819 (565 amino acids)
Cellular component (GO): nucleus
Molecular function (GO): nucleic acid binding; zinc ion binding
Source: RefSeq, a predicted model, not a curated record